AUGCGCCCUGCCGGGCUCAGCGCGGUCUCUCUGGGCUCUCUGGGGCUGCUGCGGCUGCUCGGGGCCCCGUAUUACCGCAUCGCUGCCUUUGGUUAUUUCGCUUUCCGGAUGCGCCCCGAUGACGUCAUCUACACCUGCCUGCCGCUCUACCACUCGGCAGGGAACAUCAUGGGUGUGGGGCAGUGUCUCCUGCACGGCCUCACCGUCGUCAUCCGCCCCAAGUUCUCGGCCUCUCGCUUUUGGGACGAUUGUGUCAAACAUCGCUGCACGUUUCCCAUGGAUUUUGGGAUGGUUCCAGGUGAGCCAGGUUUGCUCGUUGGCCGCAUUGACCAGCGGGAUCCCCUGCGCCGAUUCGACGGCUACGUCAGCGCCGGCGCCACGCGCAGCAAAAUCGCCCGCGACGUCCUGGCCAGGGGGGACCAGGCCUACCUGUCAGGUGAUGUCCUGGUGAUGGACGAUCUGGGCUAUUUGUAUUUCCGGGAGCGGGGCGGGGACUCGUUCCGCUGGCGCGGGGAAAACGUUUCCUGCAGCGAGGUCGAGGCCGCCCUGAGCCGCCUCCUGGGCCAGGCCGACGUCGUCGUUUACGGCGUGGAAAUUCCCGGUGUGGAGGGCCGGGCAGGCAUGGCGGCCAUCGCUGACCCCCACUCCCAGCUGGAGCCCUCGGGGCUGUACCAGGCCCUGGUCCCGGUGCUGCCGCCCUACGCCCGGCCCGUCUUCAUCCGCCUGCUGCCACAGCUCGACACCACCGGGACGUUCAAGCUGCAGAAGACGCGGCUGCGGGGGCAGGGCUGGGACCCCCGCGUGGUCCCCGAUCGCCUCUUCGUGCUGGACCCCCAGCGAGGGCGCUACGUGCCCCUGGACGGGGACAGGUGUGCUCAGAUCUGCGCUGGGAAAAGCCGGUUCUGAGCCUGGAAAACGGCCUGGGAUACCAAAAAUCCUGCUGAGAAACCUCCCUGGGAUCCCAAAAAUGUGAAAAUCCCUCGGACUGGGAGAUGUGUGCCAGGAUCUGCGCUGGGAAAAUCAGGUUCUGAGCCUGGAAAACGGCCUGGGAUACCAAAAAUCCUGCUG
Molecule: messenger RNA, 1068 nt
Organism: Sturnus vulgaris (Common starling)
Lineage: Eukaryota; Metazoa; Chordata; Aves; Passeriformes; Sturnidae
Source: RefSeq, a predicted model, not a curated record